GUCGAUACCUCGCUGAACACCUUUAUACGUGAUUACACCCAGUUGAAGGGAACUAAAUUCAUGUGCCGUGAAGGAGGUUGCGGAUCAUGCGUUGUCAGCGUUAGUGAAGUUCAUCCGAUCACCGGAGAUAUUAUCACAAAAUCCGUAAACUCGUGCCUUCUACCGGUAUACUCCUGCCAUGGUCGAGAUAUUGUAACGACCGAAGGAAUUGGCAGUAAAACCACCGGCUAUCAUCCGGUUCAACGGCGGCUAGCCGCUUUUAAUGGGUCCCAGUGUGGCUACUGUUCGGCAGGCAUGGUGAUGAGCAUGUAUAGCCUAUUAGAGGCCAACCAGGAUGCAGUCACCAUGCAUGAAGUAGAGGAUUCGUUGGAUGGCAACAUAUGCCGAUGCACCGGCUAUCGACCCAUUCUUGAUGCAUUCAAAUCAUUCGCAACGGAUGCCAGUAGCAAUAUCGUCACAUUGUGUCGCGACAUUGAGGAGAUAGGAAUAGGAAAGGAUUGUUCGAGGAAAAUUUGCAAGAAUGUUUGCGGAAAGCUCCGCAACUCAUUCGGAGAAAAAACGAUUCAUUUAAAAGAAAAAGAUGGAAAAGAAUGGUAUAAAGUUUUCAGUGUUAGUAGUAUUCAGGAAAUAUUCAAAACCAUUGCCGAUAAACAAUACAUGCUAGUAAAUGGUAACACAGCACAUGGAGUUUACCGUCGACGAGAUGAUUUGGAAGUGUUUAUUGACGUGAGCUCGGUAAAAAGUUUACACGAAAGAUCAAUCGGACAGGAUCUGACUAUCGGGGCUAAUGUAUCUCUUAGUGAGUUUAUAGAAAUAAUGAAUGAAGCCGUUCGAGAAAAUCUGCGAUUUCAAUACAUGAAGAGUCUAAUAGAACACGUACGGCUGGUUGCGAAUCGUUCAGUACGUAAUUUCGGAACCAUAGCCGGCAACCUAAUGAUAAAACAUCAACAUCCUGAAUUUCCCUCCGAUAUAUUUCUUUUGCUUGAGACUGCUGGAGCAACAAUAUUAAUUGAAACGGAUUCGCUGCCAAUCGUUGUAAGCCCAAUGGAAUUUUUAACAGUGAAUAUGACUAAAAAAAUCAUCGUUAGCAUUACGGUGCCUUCAUUAGAUCCUACCAAUUCCGUGUUUAGAUCGUUUAAAAUUAUGCCAGUUGCCAAAAAUUCUCGUGCCUAUGUCAAUGCCGGAUUCCUGGUGAAAUUUUGCAGAACGGGAAAAAUUUCUGAGCAAGUGACUAUUGUGUUUGGUGGCAUAAAUCCUGCUUUUGUUCAUGCUUCGCAAACUGAAAACUUUCUACUCGGAAGACCACUAUUGAAUAACGACACCCUGCAACAGGCAGUGCAAAUAUUAUGUACUGAGCUGGAACCUGACUGGGUUCUACCGGAUGCUUCACCUGCCUAUCGGAAACAGCUAGCAAUUUCAUUAUUUUACAAGUUUGUAUUGAAUCUGGCUGUCGAUGAUUCUGUUGAGCUAGAUCCUAAGUUUAAAAGUGGGGGUUCAAAACUACAGCGCCCACUUUCAAUGGGCAAGCAAAGCUACGAUACAUAUCCGAAGAAAUGGCCAUUAACGCAAAAUAUUCCAAAAAUAGAGGGUUUAGCGCAAACCUCUGGAGAAGCCGAAUAUAUCAACGACAUGCCCCAGAUGGUGAAUGAACUGCAUGCUGCUUUCGUAUUGGCUAAAGCGGUUCACGUUCGAAUCGUAAAGAUCGAUGCAUCGAAAGCGUUGGCUAUUGAAGGCGUGAUUGCAUUUUAUUCGGCCAAAAAUAUACCGGGCAUUAACAAUUACAUGCCUCUCGAGCUUGGCAAUAGCGAGGUGGAAGAAAUUUUCUGCAGUGGAGAGGUCAAAUUUCAUAGCCAACCGAUCGGUUUGGUUGUUGCCGAAUCAUUCGAGCUGGCGAAUCGCGCUGCCGCAUUGGUAGACGUAUGUUACGAGAGAAUCCCCAAUAUACCACUGUACGUCACUGUUCAGCAAGUAUUAGAAAACCAUGCGUACCAUCGAAUUGAGAACCAAGGCUUCGAUCGCCACGGUGCUCUGUACAGCAGAUCCAGCGCACAAGGACCGAUUAAAAUCCAAGGUUAUCUGAACUUAGCUGAUCAGUAUCACUAUUCGAUGGAAACCCAGGCCUGCUUCUGUGUGCCGAAGGAAGACGGCAUGGAUAUCUAUUCAGCAACUCAAUAUACUACGCACGUUAUGAUAGCAGUUUCUGAGGCUUUGAAAGUUCCCCAGAGCCGACUUAACCUAAGCGUCCGUCGAUUGGGUGGUGCCUACGGUGGAAAAAUUGCGUAUUCAGCACAAAUUGCUUGUGCUUGCGCUGUGGCUGCGCAUCUGUCACAGCGUCCCAUCCGCAUGAUAUUGCUCAUGGAAUCUAAUGUGUCCGCCAUCGGAAAACGUAUGGGGUCACGCUGCGAUUACGAAGUGGAUGUAGACCGUGAUGGAAAAAUCAAUCGAUUAAACUGCACUUACACUCACGAUGGAGGAGCUUCAACAAAUACAAAACUCGCCUUCAUGACCAGCGAUGUUUUUAAAAAUUGUUAUCUCACUGAUCGUUGGAACUUAGUGGGUAACAUUGCGCGAACUGAUGUACCUCCAAAUACCUGGUGUCGUUCGCCUGGCUCGUCAGAUGGAAUUGCUAUGAUAGAGAAUAUUAUGGAACAUAUUGCUCACGUCACUGGCAAAGAUCCGUUGGCGGUUCGUAGGGUGAACAUGUCGAGGGAAAAUAGAAUGAUUGAACUAAUGCCAAAAUUUCGAAAAGAUGUCAAUUUUGAUGAACGCAAGAAGGAUAUCAAUAUGUUUAACACGCGAAAUCGUUGGAGAAAACGUGGCAUUGCGAUAAUUCCGAUGGAAUACCCGUUGGAGUAUUCUGGUACUAGGAACGCUUUGGUUUCAGUUUACAACAUCGAUGGUUCGGUGGCGGUUACACACGGUGCCGUCGAGAUGGGUCAAGGUGUCAAUACGAAGGUAGCACAAGUGAUAGCUCACUUUCUUGGCGUUCCGUUGGAAAAGAUCUCCGUGAAACCAACCACAUCGUUAACGUCACCGAACGACUCUGCGACCGUAAAUAGUAGAGCCAGUGAAACUGCUGCUUUUGCAGUCAAAAAAUGCUGUGAUAUUUUAUUGGAGCGUCUGAGACCUUUGCGGGAAGCUAAUCCAACCGCACCGUGGGAACAAAUAACUGCUCAGGCCUUCGCUGGUAACAUAGACCUUACGGCAUUCUACCAUCACAAACCCUCAGACCUGGAAGCGUACGUUAUCUGGGGUCUGACCUGUGCCGAAAUCGAGGUAGACAUCUUAACCGGAAAUGUUCAAAUAACUCGCGUGGAGAUAUUAGAAGAUGUUGGCGAGAGUAUGAGUCCUGGAAUCGAUAUCGGACAAGUAGAAGGUUCGUUCAUCAUGGGACUUGGAUAUUAUCUCACGGAAGCGUUGGUAUACGAUUUCGCGACUGGCGAGCUAGUGAACAACCGUUCGUGGAACUACAAAGUUCCCGGGGUGAAAGAUAUUCCGAUCGAUUUUCGGGUGCAAUUUCUGAGAAACAGCUCCAAUCCCCACGGUGUACUACGGUCGAAGGCGGUGGGAGAGCCAGCGUUUAGCAUGACGCCAGUGCUGACGUAUGCGUUGCGGCACGCUUUGCGUUCUGCCAGAAAAGACGCAGGACUAGCCGAUGAUUGGAUUCCAAUGGGUACCGGAAUAACUCCAGAAAAGAUCUUCUUGAUGGCUGGAAACUCAAUCGAUCAGUAUAAAUUAAAUUGA
Sabethes cyaneus is the source of this 3744-nucleotide messenger RNA. Its product is annotated as aldehyde oxidase 1-like. The transcript is spliced from 7 exons. Lineage: Eukaryota; Metazoa; Arthropoda; Insecta; Diptera; Culicidae. The record is from RefSeq and is a predicted model, not a curated record. Bases 61 to 3744 code for a protein of 1227 amino acids. Gene Ontology annotation, molecular function: oxidoreductase activity; 2 iron, 2 sulfur cluster binding; iron ion binding.